This is a messenger RNA of Diachasma alloeum, 5330 nucleotides long. RefSeq names its product kinase D-interacting substrate of 220 kDa (gene Arms). The record is from RefSeq and is a predicted model, not a curated record. The transcript has 7 exons. Bases 137 to 5254 code for a protein of 1705 amino acids. NCBI's taxonomy places the organism in Eukaryota, Metazoa, Arthropoda, Insecta, Hymenoptera, Braconidae. Gene Ontology annotation, molecular function: protein binding.
CGCAAUUUUUUCGAUUCUUCAUCGUCAAUCGUAUUCCUGAUGAUUGAACUCAAUAACUAUUUGUUUUGAAAAAGUAGAGAAUUUUUGGUUUAGAUGUCUAUUAGUUCAAAGAUAACAUCCAUUCAAGUCCCCAAAAAUGUUGAAACUUGGGCAUUUAUCUCGGACACUACAUCGUACAGACUCCAUGGUGUCACUCUGCUACCGGUCUCUUGCCACCUACAUCGCUGAAGAUAAUCUUCAAGGUCUUCAAGGAUUUCUUGAAAUCAAACGUAUUGCCAUUGAUGAUCGUGAUGAGAAUGGCAGUACAGCACUCAUAUAUGCCUCCUCCAAAGGUAAAAUCCAAUUCGUCCGAGAACUCAUCAACCACGGAGCAGACGUCAACGCUGAGGAUGCAGACAAUUGGACUGCACUCCUCUGCGCAGCGAAGGAGGGACACACAGACGUAUGUCUGGAACUGCUGGAUCAUGGCGCAGACCUAGAACACAGAGACAUGGGAGGAUGGACAGCCCUGAUGUGGGCAACCUACAAAGGAAGACUCGUCACCGUGAAAUUCCUAUUGUCUCGCGGUGCUGAUGUCCAUGCUCACGGCAACUACCAUAUCUCCUCAUUGCUUUGGGCGUCAGGUCGUGGGUACAUAGACAUCGUCAGAGAACUCAUUGCCUAUGGAGCUAAAGUCAAUGUUGGAGAUAAAUACGGAACAACUGCGCUCGUAUGGGCCUCUCGUAAAGGAAACCUUGAGAUUGUCGAUGUUUUGUUGAAAGCUGGGGCUAAUGUCGACACCGCAGGGAUGUAUUCCUGGACGGCUCUCAUCGUUGCGACCCUAGGGAACCAUGUCGACACGGUUAUGCUUCUCCUAGAGCACAAACCAAACGUAAAUGCUCUUGAUAAAGACGGGAAUACAGCUUUGGCCAUAGCUUCUCGUGAAGGCUACCAUGAAAUAGUCAGCGCUCUGUUGAACGCUGGUGCAUACAUAAAUAUUCAGGAUCGUAAUGGCGAUACGAAUCUCAUCCAUGCGGUGAAGGGCGGUCAUCGAAGUGUUGUAGAAGCUUUGUUGAAGAAAUACGUCGAUGUUGACGUAGCUGGGAAGGACAAGAAGACAGCAACCUACAUUGCUGUAGAAAAGGGCAAUUUAGCGAUCCUAAAAAUGCUUCUAAAUGCCAAUCCCGAUCUCGAGAUUGCGACAAAGGAUGGGGAUACUCCCUUACUACGAGCUGUGAGAUCACGAAACGCUGAGAUUGUCCAGCUACUACUGGACAAGAAAGCGAAAGUAUCGGCAACUGAUAAGAAAGGUGAUAGUGUCCUACACAUCGCCAUGCGUGCGCGAUCGAAGGCUAUCGUUGAGAUCCUUCUACGGAAUCCAAAGAACAGUCAGCUGCUGUAUCGUCCAAAUCGGCAGGGCGAGACGCCUUACAAUAUUGAUAUAAAACACCCGAAGACAAUAUUAGGACAAAUUUUUGGAGCUAGAAGGUUGAAUACUAAUGAAGACAAUGAGAAUAUGCUCGGGUACGAUCUUUACAGCAGUGCGCUUGCUGAUAUUCUCAGUGAACCGUCAUUAUCAACACCGAUCACGCUCGGUCUCUACGCGAAAUGGGGGUCUGGCAAGUCAUUCCUGUUGAACAAAUUACGAGAGGAGAUGAAGAACUUCGCGAGACAGUGGAUCGACCCGACUUUUCAGUUCUCAUCCCUCUUGUUUUGUUCGACAAGUCACGUAUCAUUGUUUCUUGGAGUUAUGUUAGGGCUUGCUUUGCAGUCUUGGAUCGUCGGCGUGGUCUUCGGUGGUGCUCUCUUCUGCACUGUCUACGUUUGUCUGAUCCUCGUGUGGUACGCCAACAAGAAGUACGACUGGUACUGGCCGUACAACGUCACUGUAGCCUUAACUAAGAAACUGAAUUCCUUCAAGCUCUUGCUGCAAAUCAUAUUCUGUCAUCCACCGGGCGGGAGAAUCAGUACUGACCCGUCUGAAAUAACAACCACUAUACAACCCAUAAAAUUCUACUUCACGGAUCAGACCAGAGUUGGAACGACAGCAGCAGGUGAAAAUGCUGUUGUUCAGAUGGUCGGGUCCUUGUACGAUUCCAUCGAAAAUGAUUUCGGAUCCCUUGCCACACGGUUGUACCGUGCAUUCCGACCGAAACCGGUCAAAUCUACUACUUCAUGGACGUGGAGACACCUCUGCUGUCUGCCUUACAUCGUCAUAUUCGAAUUCUGCUUCCUAAGUCUGCUCAUUGGCAUCUCCACAUUAACAAUAUAUUUAUUGGAUCCUUAUCAUAAGCCAAGACCUGUACCUACCAUCAACACGAACUCAUCAAGUCUGAACGAUUCAAUUCCGCUAUUGCCCCCAAAACCUGAAGAAUCCAUCAUAGACCCUGUAACGGCGUACAUAAUAAUGGGCACCGUUGGUCUCAUCCUAGCCUUCAGCAUAAUCGCCAAUCUCUACACAUGGAGCAGAAUCUUCCACUCAUUACUAUUCUCUCAAAGACGUCAUCUUCAUCGAACUAUAGCCAAAUUAGAUUCCCUGAAGAGCGAAGGGUUCAUUCAAACGUUAAGAGCCGAAGUCCACAUGAUGACGGAAAUGGUCAAGUGCCUAGACAGCUUUACAUCUCAACAGAGCAGACUAGUACUGAUCGUGGAUGGACUGGACAGCUGUGAACAAGACAAAGUAUUGCUAGUUCUCGACGCCAUGCAAGCGCUCUUCAGCGACAAUCACUGCCCUUUCCUCAUCAUCCUAGCCAUAGAUCCUCACAUAAUAGCUAAAGCAGUUGAGCUCAACAGCCGUCGCAUAUUCGCAGAAUCGAAUAUCGGAGGGCAUGACUACCUCCGAAACAUGGUGCAUCUACCCUUCUACCUUCAGAACAGUGGCUUGAGGAAGGUUAAAGUCGCCCAGCAGACAGCUCAAUUCGUCAGUAAGAAGACUGGUGGCUCCUGGAAUUAUGAAUCCGCGUGUGGUGAUGACAACUACGCGACCACAAGUGCAACCAUUCAGCAUUCGAUAUCUAACAGACGAUUAAGUACAGAGUCUAGCGUCAUUAUGAACAGCAAUGAGAAGCUAAAGCCACCAAGUAGAAAAGGCAGUCGCAAGAUGCGUCUGAGUGAGUCUAUAGCUUCCAGCAUCGGCAGCAAUUUGAACCGUUUGGGAGGAGCGCAAGAUCUCAAUAAGAUGCUUUUGACUGAUGAUUAUUUUAGUGACGUUAAUCCAAGGAGCAUGAGGCGUUUAAUGAACGUUGUUUAUGUGACUGGGCGGCUGUUGAAGGCAUUCCAAAUUGAUUUCAACUGGUAUCAUCUAGCCAGUUGGAUCAACAUCACUGAGCAGUGGCCGUUCAGGACGUCGUGGUUGAUUCUGUAUUACGAUAUGUAUGAGGAGAACUACGAUGAUUCGACGUCGCUGAAGACACUUUACGAUAAAGUUAGGCCCCAGAUUCCGGUGUUGAAGGAUGUACAACCAUUGCUGGAGAUGGAUCGGGAUGAGCGGAAGCUAGAUGUCUUUCUGACGUUCCAUCGGUCGAGUCUUCUGGUCAGCGAUAUGAAAAUCUUCCUGCCGUUUACCAUUAAUUUGGAUCCUUACAUCAAGAAGAAGAUUAAGGAGGAGCAGCAGGGCAUCGAGGAGGAUCCCCUCCAUCAGAGUAUUUUGCUCAAUAAUGGGGGACUGUUGUUGAAUAAUCCUUGGCAGGGAAGUGCUGUGGCCUCGGGGACUCUGGCGAAUCGUCAUGGGAAGCUGACGAAAGCUCCCAGUCUUCAGGGCUCUGGUAUUCUCCAUUCGCCGAUUCCUUCAAUUCCUAAUCAUCCGGCUUUGAAUCCCUGGCCGAUUAUACCACCAGUUUAUAACUGGGUGCCGGGGUAUCAGCCGAAGGUUCCAUCGGCGACUAGUUCAUUACCAUCGGAAUUGCUUGAUGUGAGACUGUCCAAAGCGUCGGUUCAAGAUAUUUGCAAUCUUCUUGGGAGGAUUGAAGAGUUGAAUCCCAGGAAUGUGGAGACUUAUAGGAAUAUUAUUAGGGAGAAUAAUGUCAACGGGAAGGUGCUGCUGUAUUGCGAGAUGUCGGAGUUGAAGGAGGUACUGAAAAUGACUUUCGGUGAUUGGGAACUCUUCCGUAUGCUGGUGACAACAUUACGAGAACAUGAACUGAAAAUACUGACUGGAACUCAGGAUGAGGGUUCCCGCAGUGUUCGUUUCACUGUUGGUAAUGAGCACGGUUCUCACAAAGAUCAAAGAGUGGAGUCUCACGGAAAUAUUCAACGUGGUUCUAUCCACAACGAUAAGGAGAAAUCUACCAGCAGAACUGAUGGGCCUUCCAGACGCGAUCAAGCUAAGCACUCCGUCAUGGAGAAACAGUUUCAGGUAACAUUGGAAGAGCAGAUGAUCUGCGGAGCUCUGCAAACGCUGAAUGAAGAGGCAUGCGAGGAUGUUUUAGACGUUCCCUCACCGUCUGCCAUCCAGCCAGACUCACUAGCAGGAGCAGAUCGUCCGCGAUCCCUGAGCAUCAGCCGAGCCCCAGACACGGACUACGUCCUCCUCCAGCCGUCCCCGAUAUUCCACUGGGCGCCAGUUCCAGACGAGCCAGAGAGCUCUGACGAAAGCUCCCACGACUCCCUCGUGCACCUGCAACGCACCAACUCCCAGAGAAGUGUCGCCUCCCAACAGAGCAUCGAGUCAGACGCGCCAGGUCGUAAAGAUAAACCGAAAAAUCGGCCUCGGUCUAUCCUGACGUCGCCUCCAUCAUCGCCGAGAGCCUCCCGCGGACCGCGACCCAGUGACGACAAUUCUUCCCAGAAAACCAUCACCAAAAGCCUCAUAACUAAUAGCAACAGCAACACUUCGUUGAGUGGGAGGUCCGCGAGGCCCUCGAUGUCUCGUAUUGACGAGAAAAUCGACAGCAUCGAGAUAAAUGUGACACUUCCAUCACCAGAAAAUCCGCAGGAUUCAGACGAACUAUCGAAUAUUGUGAUUAAUGAUCUCAACGCGCAGAAUGACGAGAGUGACGACGAGUCGACUCCACUUGUAUCUCAAGUUUCCUCGCCCAUAAAUGUUCAUUCGUUUAAUUCAAAGCCUCAAACAGGUGGAAAUGCAGAUUUAAGUCGUCACCAAAUCUCGUGCUCUGCGCUGGGCGUCAAAAGGGCGCCUCACACCGGUGACAAUUGCGAUAAUUUUAUUAAUAACUGCAGCGACGAUUCCGUGAGUCUUGUUAUUCGGGAGACCCUUGACGGUCGACUGUCGCGACAAGACGCGGAGGAUUGGGACAGCCCUGAAACCCCAGUGUAAUUUAGGUGUAAGUUGUAUUUUCAGGCGAAUCCGGCGGCCUAGGAAAUUGUGUUAGUAGAUGUUAUCAAUAUUCAAA